Messenger RNA from Brienomyrus brachyistius, 4744 nucleotides. RefSeq names its product intersectin-2-like. Bases 1 to 4710 code for a protein of 1569 amino acids. Gene Ontology annotation, biological process: intracellular signal transduction; positive regulation of Rho protein signal transduction. The record is from RefSeq and is a predicted model, not a curated record. Gene Ontology annotation, molecular function: calcium ion binding; protein binding; guanyl-nucleotide exchange factor activity. Lineage: Eukaryota; Metazoa; Chordata; Actinopteri; Osteoglossiformes; Mormyridae. The transcript is spliced from 33 exons.
AUGUGUGUGCAGGUCAGGAACGUUCUGGCCUCAUCCCAGCUCAUUCAGACUCAGCUAGCCACUGUUUGGAACCUGGCAGAUGUGGACAAGGACGGCCAGCUGACAGGGGAGGAGUUCAUCCUGGCUAUGCACCUGGUGGACAUGGCGAAGGCCGGACAGCCGCUGCCCCUCACGCUUCCCGGGGACCUGGUGCCCCCCUCCGUCAGAACGGGGAAGCAGGGGGAAUUGCUUCCUUUGAAUCGCACCAUCGUCCCUGAAGAAAUUCAAGUUGAACCACCCCAGAAGACAAAGAGUAAUGUUUCGUUCGAGGACAAGCUAAAGGAGAACUUCCAGCGGGGAAACGCUGAGCUGGAGAGGCGGCGGCAGGUCUUACAGGAGCAGGAGCGGCGCGAGCAAGAGAGGCGGGCCCAGAAGGCCCGGGAGGAGCAGGAGCGGCGUGAGCAGGAGGCGCGGGAGCAGGAGAGGAGGCGGCAACAGGAGCAGGAGCGGCGGCUGGAGAGGCAACGCGAGCUGGAAUGGCAGAAGGAGGAAGAGCGCUUAAAGGAGCUGGAACGCAAGGAGGCUGCUAAGCAGGAGCUGGAGCGUCAGAGGAAGAUGGAGUGGGAGUGGAGGAGGCGACAGGAGCUGCUGAAUCAGAGGAACCAAGAACAAGAGGACAUCAUCAAGCUUAAGGCCAAGAAGAGGAGCUUGGAGCUGGAGCUGGAGGCUGUGAGAGACAAGCACAAGCAGAUCUCUGACCGACUCAGGGACGUCCAGAGCAAGAGGAGCAUCCAGAAGGGAGAGCUGGAACUGAUCAGUCAGAAGCAGGACAGCUGCCUGCUGGAGGUCAACGCCCUGCAGCGGCAGCUUGAGGAGGGGCAGAGGAAACAUUCUCAGCUGAUUGUGGAGCAGCAGAGAUGCAAGGAGAUCCUAUGCAACAUGGGGCUGAACAGUAGGUCUGGUCCGACACUUUCCUCCGUAAAGAGGGGCGUGACUGAGAAGGACAUCGUCUGUCGGAAACUCAAGGAGCAGCUGGAUGUGCUGGAGAAGGAUACCGUGGCAAAACUGUCGGAGAUGGACCAGUACAACGUGGACAUCAAGGAGCUCCGGGAAAGCCAGACCAAGCAGCAGCAGGUCCUGGACAGACUGCGGCAGGUCAAGGCCGACAAGCUAUGUGACCUGCAGCGGAGGCGAGAACUGGAGUUGGAGAGGAGGAAGAGAGAGGAGGAGGAGGCGGUCAGGCAAGCCAAGCUGGAGAAAGAGCGGCAGUGGCGUGUGAAGUUGGAGCGGGAGGAGGAGGAGCGGGAGGCCAAGCUGAAGGAGGAGGAAGAACCCCAGAAGAGGGAGGAGGAGAAGAGGAUAGAGGAGGAGAGGCGGCGAGAGGAACAUAAAAGGGCGGAGGAGGAGAGGAGGCAGAAGGAAGAGGAGAGGAGGCGGCAAGAGGAGGAGCGGAGAAAGGUGGAGGCAGAGAGAAGGAAGCUAGAGCUGGAGAGGAAAAGACUGGAAGAAGAGAAAAAGAGAUUUGAGGAAGAGAGGAGGAGGCAGGAGGAAGAGAGAAGGAGGCAAGAGGAAGAGAACAGAAGGAAGAAGGAGGAGGAGCAGGAGCUGGAGAGGGAGGAGGAGGAGAGAAGACGUCAGCGGGCUCAGAUAGCUGCUGUCAGGGAUGCAGAGGAGCGGAGGAGACAGGAAGAGGAGCGGAGGAGACAGGAAGAGGAGCGGAGGAGACAGGAGGAGGAGCGGAGGAGGCUGGAAGAGGAGAAGAAGAGACAGGAAGAGGAGAGACGGCGAGAGGAGGACAGGAGGAGAAAGCAACAGGAGGAGGAGGCCGUGGCCAGACAGCGGGAGGAAGAGGCCCGGCAGCAAAAGCAGCAGCAGCAGCACAAUUUAGGCAAGACAGACAUUCAUGAGAAGCUGUCGGACCUGAUCAGGGGCCUAGAGGAGCGAAAAGGGAAUUUGAGACCCGUCAAGUCAACACACAGGAAAUCGGCCUCCCUGACAACCUACAGAGCCCUGUACCCCUUCACAGCACGGAACGCGGACGAGCUCACCUUUGACACGGACAGCUUGAUUGAGGUGGACGAGAAGACGGAAGGCGAGCAGGGCUGGCUGUAUGGCAGCUACCAGGGCAAGAUGGGCUGGUUCCCUGAGAGCUACGUCGAGAAGCACAGCCAACCGGAAUCUGCGGCCAGCACCAAGCAGGCUCUGAUGCCCACAACUGCAUCUACCUCAGUCUCUGCAAGCAAGGCGGAGGCUAAUUCCAGUACCUUCCCAGCAGGACAGAGCACUCCUGGGGGGGCAGGGCAGAACUCUGCCUUCACUCCCACCCACCCUCCAGGCUCUGCCUCUAUGGAGUAUGGACAGGUGGCAAGUGGCCUCCAGGUGCAAGCGCUGUGCUCCUGGACGGCCAAGACGGACAACCACCUGAACUUCUCCAAGGAUGACAUCAUCACGGUGCUGGAGCAGCAGGAAAACUGGUGGCUGGGGGAGCUGAAUGGGGUGCAGGAAUCGCCGAUCCAUUUUUUUUCACUUUAUUUUGCCAGACCCCUAUAUUCUUCUGUGGAUGAGUUCAAUAACCCUGACAAUACUCUACAAGAAGAGUAUGUAGCCUUAUAUACCUAUGAAAGCCCAGAGUCAGGAGACCUCACUUUCAACGAAGGAGACACCGUCGUUGUGACGGAAAGAGAAGGGGACUGGUGGAAAGGGUACAUCGGAGACAGGAGUGGAGUCUUCCCCUCCAACUACGUAACGCCAAAGGAAUCUGAAACAUAUAGCACCACUGGAAAGUCAGGUGGAGUCGGCAAAAAGCCAGAGGUUGCCCAAGUGACGACUGCGUACACGGCCACCGGAGCGGAGCAGCUGAGCCUGGCCCCGGGACAGCUUAUCCUCAUCCAGGGCAAGAACCCAUCUGGGUGGUGGCAAGGGGUUCUGCAGGCUAGGGGUAAAAAACGCCAGAACGGAUGGUUCCCCGCCUCCCACGUCAAGCUCUUGGGCCCCACCAGUGGGAAGUCCACACCAGCUCCAGUUCCAAUUUGCCAGGUCAUCACCAUGUACGACUACAAGGCGGGCAACGAGGAUGAGAUGAGCUUCUCCAAAAGUCAACUGAUCAAUGUGCUGAACAAGGACGAUGCUGAUUGGUGGAAAGGGGAGCUGAAUGGCGUCGUCGGCUUGUUCCCCACCAAUUACGUCAAGAUGACCACGGAGUCCGAUCCCAGUCAACAAUGGUGUGCUGACCUGACCAGCCUGGACACCAUGAGUCCGCAGGAGAGGAAGCGACAGGGUUACAUCCACGAGCUCAUUGAGACGGAGGAGCGAUACAUGGCUGACCUUCAGCUGGUCCUGGAGGUGUUUUACAAGCCCAUGUCUGAGUCGGGACGCCUGACAGAUGUUGAAAUGGCCAUGAUCUUCGUCAACUGGAAGGACCUGAUUAUGUCCAACACCAAACUUCACAAGGCACUGAGGGUGAGGAAGAAAACGGGUGGCGAGAAGAUGCCGGUGCAGAUGAUUGGGGACAUCCUGGCCUCGGAGCUCUCGCACAUGCAGGCCUACAUCCGCUUCUGCAGCUGCCAGCUUAACGGUGCAGCCCUGCUGCAACAAAAGACUGACAAGGAACCCGAGUUCAAGGACUUCCUCAAGAAAAUCGCUACAGAUCACCGGUGUAAAGGUAUGCCACUGUCCAGCUUCCUGCUGAAGCCUAUGCAGAGAAUCACCCGCUAUCCACUCAUCAUAAAGAACAUUCUCGAGAACACUCCAGAGAAUCACUUGGACCAUGGACACUUGCGGGAGGCUCUGGACAGGGCCGAGGAGCUCUGUCUGCAGGUCAACGAGGGGGUCCGGGAGAAGGAGAACUCCGACAGGUUAGAGUGGAUUCAGAGCCAUGUCCAGUGUGAAGGCAUCACUGAGAACUUGAUAUUCAACUCCUUGACCAACUGCCUGGGUCCCCGAAAGCUGCUACACAGCGGCAAGGUCUAUAAAACUAAGAGCAACAAGGAGUUAUACACCUUCCUCUUCAAUGACUUCCUGCUGCUCACCCAAGCAGUGAAGCAGUUCACCUCAUCAGGGACGGAUAAGCUCUUCAGUCCCAAGUGCAACAUGCAGUUCAAGAUGUACAAGAACCCCGUGUUUCUAAAUGAAGUUCUGGUGAAGAUGCCCUCCGAUCCGUCUAGCGAUGAGCCAAUCUUCCACAUCUCCCACAUCGACCGUGUUUAUACUCUCAGGACAGAGAACAUCAAUGAGACUGCCUGGGCGCAGAAAAUCAAAGCUGCUUCAGAACAUUUCAUAGAGACUGAGAAGAAGAAGCGAGAGAAAGCUUACCAAGCUCGUUCCCUGAAAACCAGUGGCAUUGGCCGCCUGCUGGUCACUAUUUUGGAGGCCACAGAGCUCAAGCCCUGCAAGCCCAAUGGAAAGAGUAAUCCAUAUUGCGAGGUGACCAUGGGGGCACAGUGUUUCACCUCCCGGACAAUAAAUGACACAAUCAACCCCAAGUGGAACUUCAACUGUCAGUUCUUCAUUAAGGACCUGUACCAGGAUGUUCUAUGUGUCACCAUCUUCAAGAGGGACCAGUUCUCUCCCGAUGACUUCCUGGGCCGCACUGAAGUUCCUGUGGCCACCAUCAAGAAGGAGCUGGAAAACAAGGGAGCAGCGACAAGGCGCCUGCUGCUGCACGAGGUGCCGACAGGCGAGGUGUGGGUGCGCCUGGACCUGCAGCUGUUCGACCAAAAAUCUCUCAAAUGAGGCGACGCGGAUUGGUGCCAUGCCAUACGCCCCC